ACCCCCUUCCUGCCCAGGCCAAUUUCCAGCUUUCAGCGCUUGUCAUUAGUACAGUGUCAGUGCUUUUUAUUAGCACUGAUCACUGAAUUGGUGUCACUGGGGAUGUCAGUGACAGUCAGAAUGCACGCUGUAGUCCCACUAUAAGUCACUGAACGCCACCAUUACUAGUAUAAAAAAUAAAAAAUUCCAGUAUCUAUACCGCCAUUUGUAGACGCUGUAACUUUCAUGUAAACCAAUUAAUUUACACGUAUUGGGAUUUUU
Molecule: messenger RNA, 261 nt
Organism: Staurois parvus
Lineage: Eukaryota; Metazoa; Chordata; Amphibia; Anura; Ranidae
Source: the annotation of a GenBank genome assembly